CAUUUCAGAGACAUGGAUCCUCAAUCAAACACUUCUAUAGUUCAUCAGAUGCUAAAAGUGUGUCAGCAAACGCAAGUCUGCAGUACUGUGAGUACAAUCGUUAUGCACAAAGUGAAUGCAAAGCAGCAGCAGCAACAACAGCAGCAGCAACAACAUGGAGGGACAGGAACAAUACCACAACCAAAAUAUGAUGCUUCUGAAGAUGCCCGUGCACUGGAAAAAGCCACAAAACCUAAAGAGGUUGAUGAAGGCACCAUAAUUGAUAUUAUUACGAAGAGGAACAAUGACCAACACCAGGAACUUAAGGCUGCCUAUGAAAAGCUGACUAAGAAGACUUUGGUUGAAGCACUCAAAGCAGCUCUGUCCGGUGAUCUUGAGGAGAUUAUACUGGAUUUGUUGAAAACUCCAGCUCAGUUUGAUGCCGAUGAGAUGAAACGGGCAACAAAGGGUCUUGGGACUGAUGAAGAUUGCAUCAUUGAGAUCCUGGCUUCCAGAACAAAUCAACAGAUUAAGAAAAUGAAGGAAGCCUAUGAGAAAGAGUAUAAAACAACUCUGGAAAAAGAUAUCACAGCAGACACAUCGGGGGAUUUUCAGAAGGCUUUGCUUAUCCUGUUGAAGGGUGAAAGGAGUGAAGAUUGUUAUGUAAAUGAAGACCUUGCUAAAAAGGAUGCAAAGGUAAGGUUUUUUUUGUAAGUUCCUAAUGAAUAUACUCAAACAUUUAGGUUUUAAAGCAGUGAUUCCCAAACAGUGGCUCACUAGCAACAUGUUGCUCCCAGUGGCUUCAAAACAGGUGCUUAUUU
Messenger RNA from Xenopus laevis (African clawed frog), 800 nucleotides. RefSeq names its product annexin A1 gene 3 L homeolog (gene anxa1.3.L). NCBI's taxonomy places the organism in Eukaryota, Metazoa, Chordata, Amphibia, Anura, Pipidae. The transcript is spliced from 7 exons. The coding region runs from base 13 to 693 and encodes 226 amino acids. The record is from RefSeq and is a predicted model, not a curated record.